AUGCUAGCUCCUAUAUCACCCACACCGUUCCAAACGGACAUGGCCGAAGUCAAAGAUGGCUCUCUCGUCGAUUGUUCAACGCUUUCGCACGUCGACGUUCUCGACGCGGGCGCCGACGGUGCGCCCGCUUCGUCAGCGCAGCCAAACCCGUUUGCGAAUCGAGGCGGUCGCUUCUGGCUCGUUUUCCUUGCCCUUUGUGUGUCGUGUUUCUUGGCAGCACUCGAUUUGACGGCCGUGUCGACCGCACUUCCUGCUAGUGAGUAAGAAAGAGGCAUGGAUUUGGGCCGACGGUGCAACUCGUCCGUGUUCAGAUACUUAGGGAGUCGAGCUGACGGCAAGCUUUGUCUCACCUACGUCUCCACCAAAGUGGCCGCUGAUUUUCAAUCCGCGAAAUUCUCCUGGGUCGGGUCGGCAUAUACUCUGACUUCGACGGCUUUGAUUCCGUGGACGGCGAACCUCGCGUCCAUCUUUGGGCAGAGAGCGACCCUGUUUGGGUCGUUGCUCCUGUUCGCCACGGGUUCCGCAGUGGUCGGAUCGGCCAGGUCGAUGGAGGUGGUGAUUCUGGGUCGCUCGAUCCAAGGUGCUGGAGGUGGAGGUAUCUUGACGAUGGUAUGUAAUCUGAUUGAUAACUUCAUUCAAAUGAUGGUAGAGCUGAUCGAGAGAGUUUGUCGUCUCCCAGAGUGAGAUCCUUGUCGUCGACCUAGUGCCCCUCGCCGACCGAGGCGCUUUUUUCGCCAUCAUUGGCGCAGGUCAGUGCCUUGGCGCUCGUACUCACCCUACUCAAUUCCAAACUAAAUCUGUGCAUCCUAUCAAACAGUCUGGGCCCUUGCAAGUGCGAUUGGUCCUCCCAUCGGUGGCGCACUUGCUUCGGCCGGAGCGUGGCGAUGGUGAGUAACCCUAUCGGUGGAAGGACCUUCAGACCCAUUCAGAGCCCAGGGCUGACAGGACCGUCUCCCUCUUCCUCCCGUUUGCUCAAUAGGCUGUUCUACCUCAACAUCCCCCUGACGGGUAUCGCCUCCCUGUUGGUCAUGCUCUUCCUCCGCGUCAAAGCCCCGCAGACAACGUUCAAGAGCAAGAUCGCCCUCAUCGACUACUACAACAUUGUCUUUGUCGCGGGAGCGACAGCAACGAUCCUUGGUCUCAACUGGGGUGGUGAGACCUACCCAUGGGUUUCCUACAAGGUCCUCGUCCCUUUGAUCGGAGGUAUCCUCGCCAUGGGCCUCUUCCUGUGGCUCGAAAAGGGGUUGGAACACCCGACGAUUCCCUUCGAUAUUCUUCGUCAUCGAUCGAGCUUGCUCGGCCUCUUGACCAAUUUCUUGCAUGGUAUCGUAGCCCUCGCGGCUAUUUACUACCUCACCGUUUACUUCCAAGCCGUGAAGAUGGCGACCGCUGCCGAUGCUGGAGUGCACACUUUCUCUCUGAGCUUGUAGGUGCCUGUGCGCUACUAAUGAGCUGCGGCCGUCUCCGAAGGGAUUUUACCUGUGCUGACCCGACCAUUCUCCCUUUGCAGCACAAUCGCGCCCAUGGCUAUCAUCGCGGGUAUUUCUGUCGUUGUUUUGGGCAAAUAUCGCCUGCAGAACAUCGUCGGCUGGGCGCUUACGGUCACUGGCUUCGCCUUGACGACCUUGCUCCGCGUGCAUUCGUCAAAAGCCGCAUGGACGGGAUAGUGAGUCGAGAACCGGAACCCGCAAUAAGACCGUUCUGGCUACAGCAUGCUGACAGUUUGUUUUUUUUAUCUUUGUGAAAACAGCCCGAUCGUCAUGGGCGUCGGCUUGGGUAUCCUCUACGGGUGCCUCGACUUUCCCGUCUUGGCACCUUUGAAGCCUUCCCAGCAACCUCACGCCGUACGCUUGGUCACGAUCACCUCGGAACGCUUAUCCGCUGGAGCCUGUCGCUAAUCACCGCGGCAAUAUCUUCUCAGAUGGCCUUCUUUGGCUUCACGCACUCGUUCGGGCAGGUGCUUGGCAUCUCGCUCGGUGCGUCGAUCUUGCAGAACGAGCUCAGUCGUCAUCUCCCGCCCGAGGUGGUGUCGUCGCACUUUGCCAAUGCCAAGUACGCCUACUCGGCCAUUCCUGACAUUCAUCUCCUGUCAGUACUAUUUUGGGGAUUGUUUCAUCGUCGAAUAAUUCACCGACUUGGAGUGCUCACGCUGUUUCUUUUCCCAUCCCAUUACAGGCCGGAGCCCGUGCAACUCCACGUCCGCCGUGCGUUCGCGCAGAGCUUGAGGACGGUCUGGAUCGUGAUGAUCGGCCUCUCCGGAAUCACGUUCAUCCUCUCUUGUUUCAUCGAGGACGUUCCCUUGACGACUGAGACGGAUGAGAACUGGGGUGUGAGCGAGAAGAAGGUCGAGCCGACGCCAAGUGAGACGGGCUUGGAUACGGUGUGA
Molecule: messenger RNA, 2386 nt
Organism: Microbotryum saponariae
Lineage: Eukaryota; Fungi; Basidiomycota; Microbotryomycetes; Microbotryales; Microbotryaceae
Source: the annotation of a GenBank genome assembly